UAAUGUUUCGGCCGUUCAGCUCCAAUUUCCAAUUGAUAUUCUAUAUUGUUUUAUUACGUUUUUAGAAUUAGAAUUUAGAACAGUUUUUUACUCUUUUUAUACUUUGUACCGUAUCAAACACACAUAAUGGCUCCAGACAAAAAUUCAUUGAUUGCUAAAAUCGUUAGCUAUAGACCUCCAGCACUUGACCGAAAUUCCGCGAUAAACUUCUAUGCUCCAGCCUUUGGUACAUUCAGUUAUACGGUUUUAUCUAUAAAUGUGAUGAACCCUGGACUAUUGCAAAGAAUUGUACCCAUGCCCGACCUUACCAACUUGCUGCUACUGAAUUCUUGUGUUGGAUCGGCUUUGUUCAUUUCUGGUCGUCCACAUUUAAGUGAAUCACCUUUGAAAUUGCGUGUUCUCUACAGUGCAUACGGAUCGAUCAUUUUCAAUUUGGGAUCAGUGCUGACAUGGGCUAUAGUACGCAGUUUGCUACCAAACAACUCUGUUUUGGUUACGCUGGUUGGCCUAGCUUCUGGAUGUGUUCUUACAUGCUGUGGUAAAGCUUAUUUAAAUCUUAAUGACGAAAAUGUAAAAAAAAAUAAAAAGUAAGCCUACUUACACUUUUAGAAAUGUUGGAAGUAAUAGUAUGUUGUGUGUAGAAAAUAAAUUCCAAUUUUGUACUAUACCUAUUUAAA
Adelges cooleyi (spruce gall adelgid) is the source of this 677-nucleotide messenger RNA. RefSeq lists its product as uncharacterized. Lineage: Eukaryota; Metazoa; Arthropoda; Insecta; Hemiptera; Adelgidae. The record is from RefSeq and is a predicted model, not a curated record. The transcript has 3 exons. Bases 127 to 591 code for a protein of 154 amino acids.